Molecule: messenger RNA, 4304 nt
Organism: Hemiscyllium ocellatum (epaulette shark)
Lineage: Eukaryota; Metazoa; Chordata; Chondrichthyes; Orectolobiformes; Hemiscylliidae
Gene: nol8
Product: nucleolar protein 8
Exons: 17
Coding region: 304-3801 (1165 amino acids)
Molecular function (GO): RNA binding
Source: RefSeq, a predicted model, not a curated record
UGACUCCACAUUGAAAUGAUGUGUUUUUGUUAACGCUGACAGAUUUCUGCGUUUUGUUAGUAUCGUGCGUGCCGUUACUAAUGGUAAUGUGAACAACGCUUGCUGAUUAUCACCUCGAUGAAUAUUUUUCACAGCCCGAGUCCCGCUCCUUCCUUUAUACUUCUUUUAACUGGUGGAACUGAAGAGGUUGAGCAGGACCGUGAGGAAGAGUACCCUGGAUGGACCAUGAACUAUGGCAACAAUACUUUUGGCCUUUGGGUGCUUUUGACAUUCUCCAAUUAAAAUGAUACAACAAUCCAAAAAAUGGAAAUGACCAAAAAUUUGAAACGUUUAUUUGUUGGGGGAUUACAUCACACGGUCUCUGAAAAUGAAAUUAAAGAAAGAUUUAACACAUUUGGUGCUGUGACAGAUGUGGAUCUUGUAUUCAGGAAAGACAAUGAAGGUAAUCCUAUUAAGACGUUUGGUUACAUUAAUAUCAAUGCUUCAGAAAGAGAAUUAAAACAAUGUAUUUCGAUUCUGAAUAAAUCAAAGUGGAAAGGUGAAACACUGCAAGUUGAAUUAGCCAAAGAAUGUUUUUUACACAAGCUUGCUCAAGAACGACAGGUUGUAGCUAAAAAUCAGUUCAAACAACAAGUUAACAACACAACAAAAGUGGUAGAAUCUCUAAAGAAAGCUGGUGUUGAAAACUUCAAUAUCAAGUCAGCUGUACCAGGAACAGAAAUACCUGAGCACAAGGAUUGGGUUGUGAGUAAAUUUGGACGAGUGCUACCCAUCCUUCAUCUGCGGAAGAACGGUCAAAAGAAAAUAAUAAAAUAUGAUCCUUCUAAAUAUUGUCAUAACAUCAAGAAACUUGAUCAUGUGACAAAUUUUGAAGUCAAAACCCCAGUAACCAACCUAACAUGGCAUCUCGAAGAAACAGAUGAUGAGGAAAUAAGGAAGAAAAAACGGGGGGACUUCCCUGCUCCAACACAACCUGCUAAGAAAAAGAAGCUGUCUGUCAGCAAGUACAGUGUGGUGGAUUCCAAUGAUUCUGACAAUUUCACAGCAAACAUGUCUUCAUAUGCAGUGGAACAUAAUGGCAAAAGUGGAUCUAAUCAGGAUAGAUUCAUUGCUGCGACAGAGAACAAGUUUGCUUUCUCAAAAUCACCUUGUUCUGUAAAUCGAAAUCUUGGGAGACAAGAAACUAAUGUCUCUAGCAAAAGUAAUACUUGGUCAAAAGCUCAAAUCACAUGUCAUCGCUCUGACUUUGAAGAUCAGGAAUUGAUCAGUGAAAGAGAGAAUAAUAAAACUGAAGACCUUAGUCAGGCAGAACAUAAACUACAAGACAUGCCUUUGGAGGUAGUUGGUGAGGAUUACGUUUUAAGACAUCAGACACAUUGGGCACUAAAUGACUUGAGGAAAGAAAUGUCGGAAGAUGUUAAUAUUAAUCACAUAUCAAAUGACAGUGGUAGUGAGUAUGAUUCUGCUGAUACUGAUGAAAUUAUCUCUGGGAAAAUGAUUUCUCACAAAAGUUUGCCAAGAACAAAAUUUAGCAAAAAACGAAAUCCUUUGAUUUCUAACACUGAAGGGGAUCCUAAGAAAAAGGAGUGUAAUUCCAACAGUAAUGGCAGUAAUGAAGAUUCCAAGCCAGAGAGUUCUGAAUCCAAUUUGGAUUCUGAUUAUGAAGAAAUGAUGAAUAGCUGUUACCGAAUAGACUUAUCGCUAACUGAUCUUGAACAAUUGGUAAAUAGUUCUUCCAAAGCCAAGAAAGAAAAUAACAAAUCGCAAAGUGAUUUGAAGUUACUUAAAAAUAUUUCAUUACAGCCUUCCCUAGUAAACCCAUUGCCAUCAGCUUCAGGUACAAAGAUUUCUCAGAGCAUGCCUGCCUUGAAGAAAAACACCAUACCUAAUAAAAUUGCAUCAGCUAUUCAGGAUGAGGACAGCAGUGACUGUGAAAUAACACCAAAUAAACAGCUGAUUAACCCAUCUCCUUCAAAAAAGACAAUGUCCCUAAUCAAGUCAAAGGAAGAAAAUAGCAAAGGAGAUAAAUUAAUUAGUGACCAAUUAUUUUUGAAAGUGAAGAGGAAGAUGUAUAAAGAAUCAGAUAGUGAUUCUGACAGUGGCGAGAAAAGUAAUUUCAAACCACCACCAUUUAAAGGAACAAAAUUUCUUCAAUUCAACACACCCACCAUGACUAUUUCUAGCCACAAACCUAACUUUGGUAUUUCUGAAAAUAAAACUGAAAAGUUGAAAUCUGUAAUACAAAACUUGUGUAACUCUGAAUUACUAAAUGGAGAAAAAUGUGAUUGUGGAGAUGCCAGUGAGGCAGUAAAUGCUGUGAAACAAAAGAUGGUGCAUUUUAAGCAAACUGAACUUCCAAAAUUUGAAGCCUCAACUUUACUUGUUGAAACCAGCCAUGUGAAGGAAGAGCGAGAAUGUAAAGCUGGAAUUGAUAAAGAUGUUACGAACACUGCUAGUUUAGCUGCAGGGACUCCUCAAAAUUCAGAGAAACAUUUAUUGGACAAUCAAAAGAGGUUGGCUGCAUUACAUGAGAGACAGAAAGAAACCGAGAUGCAGAAGAAACUCAUUCAAGGAGCCCUGACAAAUUUGGACAAUCAGAAACCUAACAAAGGGAAACACAUUGUCUUUGAUUUUGAAGAAGAGUGUGAAAACAAUGCACUAUUUAAAGACAUUGGAGAAAAUCUUAAAGAAAAAGACACAAAAAGUCAAGGAAAAUUGCAUGUUGCAAAAGCUUUUGAAAAUAGAACCAUUGAGAAACUGUUUGAUAGUGAGGAGGAUAAUGAAGAUGACAGUGAUGAAGAUUACAAUGGAAGAUUCAAACUUAAACCUCAAUUUGAAGGAAAAGCUGGUCAUAAGCUGUUUGACUUACAAUCACGAUUUGGAACUGAUGAAAGAUUUCGCAUGGAUGAACGAUUUUUGGAAAGUGAAGAUGAAAAUACUGAAGAAUCUGUUAUGGAUAAAGGCCAAAGUUCUGAAGAUGAAGAGUUUGCUGAUGAAAAAAAGAGGGCACUGAACAUUUUACAGAGUGUUAUCCAAUUUGAUGAUGAAAAGUCUGAUCUCAGGAAAGAACAAACACGAUUCAAAAAAUUCAAAGAUGUUUCUGCUCUGCGAUACGAUCCUACAAAGGAAGAUCACAUAGGCUUUGAAAGCAAGCUAGAUGAUUCCACGAAGAAAAGCAAAAAAGAAAAAAGAAAAGCAAAAGAAGAAGCUGAGAAGCUUCCGGAAGUAUCAACAGAAAUCUAUUAUGAUGUUAAUGUGGACUUGAAAGAAAUGUUCGAUUCCGGGACCAAAGUGAACAAAGUCAAAUGGGACAUGAAAGAGGAUAGUCAGGUUCAAGAUCAACCUGUUGAAUCUCCUGACACUGUUGGUUGCCUUUUUAAUGAUAAUUCGAAAAAAGAUUCGGCUGGUUUUACAUUUUCAUUCUUUGAUGAUGCAACUUCUAACACUCAAAAACCAGAACUCGGGUAUCAGAUUGAAUCAAAGCGUAUGACAGCAUUUCCCUGGCAAGAGGAUCCUCGAUUUCAAGAUAGCUCCUCUGAAGAUGAUAAUGAUGAAGAGAAAGAUUUGGAAAAUUGUGGAAAUAGCACAGGAAAAACGGAAGUAAUAUUUUCUAAGAACAAUGCGAAUCUAUUUUUCUUCUUCAAAGAUGAUCAAAGGCUGAAAGAUGGCCCGAAACUAUUUUGUCGAACUACAGAUCUUGAAGAAGAAAAACAUAAUUGGGAAGAAAGGCGAACUCUGCUGAUUGAGGAAUAUCGAAAGAAGCACAGAGAAGCAAAAAGGAAAAUAAAAGCCAAGCAGUAGAUCUGUAUUCAGUUGACGAAUUCCAGUUCGGGAGCAAAAUGCUGUAAAUUCAGGCAAAACUGCUUUUCACGAUGAAUGUCUGAAUAUUUGUGCUUGCCUAUUUUGGAAAACUAUUGUUAUUUUAGCUCUUGAAAUCAUACCCAUUAUACUCGCCAUAUGUUGGUGAGACAUACUGGUUCAUAUCAUAUUGUGAUUCUGCACAAAUGGCUAUUGAUCUUAACUGAACUGAGAUGAGACAAAGCUCUUCCCCAUGAGGCAGGAAAGAUCAGCUGGUUACUUUUGUAUAUUUCUAAGUUGUUGACCAGGAUGAGAAAGGAAUUAAAAUAGCUCUCUUCUCCAUAUCUCUUCUCACAAUUAGUGUCAGAAUGAAAACUGCUACAAGAGUAUUGAAAAUUACAGACUCUUUGGAAACGGAUUUAAGGCUAGUCAUUUUUGGAUGAUGAUGCACUGCAUUUUUUGUAAACCAGGAAAUAAAUAAAUAACUAUUUUGUCUGAUAUGUGAA